AUGAAGGAGCAUCUCUACAAGAAGCACAGAGCAUUGGGCACGAGAUGCUCCAGGUGCUUAGAGACCUUCGAUACGGAAGACGCUCUCCAGGAUCACCAAAGAGCUCCAGAUGCUUGCGAACUUCGGCAACCCCCACAGUCCUCAGGGUUCUCCAAAGACCAAGAACGACAGCUUCGGAGCCGCAAACGAUCACCCGGGUGCAUGAGCGAGGAAGAGAAGUGGUUGGAGGUAUACCGCAUUCUGUUUCCCCAAGACACUGACAAACCCACUCCAUUGAUCAACACAAACAUCGUGGAUGUUGUCAUGAAAUGUCAAGAGCAGGUCUUCCAGGAAUUUGUCGGGGAUAAUCCUGCCGGCACAGGAGUACAAACACCCGGCACAUUUGGGCAAGACACAACCGAGAUGAGUGUUGAGCCUCCUACAUCGUGUGAUUCGACUGCUGGAAACGAUGUGGAAGUGUAUAUGAAGUCAUUGGCGCUGGUUCCCAAAGAUGAACCCGUAUCACCACGAAGCAUCAAAGAGUGCAACAUGAUAUCAAAUGACACGAGCAAAGUCAACUGGGACAGUUCGUCUGACACGGUAACUUCGCCCUUCGUAGAUUUUGAGGAGCUUUGUCGAGAGGCAAUGGGCGAAGAUGGGCUCUUUGGUGGACUGAACAUCGAUUCCAACUUUCCGUUCACUUUUGAUGGAGCGACAACAGGCCGACUAGAGUGA
Messenger RNA from Lasiodiplodia theobromae, 714 nucleotides. Its product is annotated as Zinc finger c2h2-type protein. Bases 1 to 714 code for a protein of 237 amino acids. The record is from RefSeq and is a predicted model, not a curated record. NCBI's taxonomy places the organism in Eukaryota, Fungi, Ascomycota, Dothideomycetes, Botryosphaeriales, Botryosphaeriaceae. The transcript is spliced from 4 exons.